Molecule: messenger RNA, 1660 nt
Organism: Paramecium octaurelia
Lineage: Eukaryota; Ciliophora; Oligohymenophorea; Peniculida; Parameciidae
Source: the annotation of a GenBank genome assembly
AUAUGUCGUUGCAAUAUAGCCCAACUAUUAGUUCAAUAUUGAAUAGUUUCUAAAGAACAGGGUUAUCUUAAGGAUAAGCUUAUUAAAUGGAAUAAUUAUUUUCUGCACUUGACAAACUUGUAAAAUUAGCUAUUUAUAGGAUAGACUGGAUAAUUGUAUGAUCGCGACGUUGCUUAACAACUGUUUGAAUAAUGUUCACCAAACCAAAGAGGUCAAGUUUAGUUAGAGGAUUUUGCAUAAGUUAUAAUAGAAGCGGAUAAAGUGCUCAAGAAAAAAAUAAAUCAAACUGAACAACAAAUACAAUAAUAUAGAGACGAAUUGAAGGAAUGCCAACAAUAGGCAUAAGAAUUACAAUGUAUUCGAUAUAUUUAAAAAGAUAAUUAAAAAUUAAACCCUUAGGGAGUAGAUAGAGAUUCUCAAUUAAUAAUUGUGGUCAAACAAGCUCAUAAUAUUCAAUAUUCUGAUUACCAAUAUAGUUUUGUCAGUAUAAGUUUGGACGGUGCCGAAGUCUAAACCUAAAUGUCUACUGGCGAUAAAUACAAUCCUAAUUUUAACUAACAACUAAAUUUGUAUAUAUAAUUUAAUAUAAAGUCAAAUACAAACUGGGUCUGAAGAGAUUUUAAUAAAGCUGUUUGUAUAGGAUAGGAAUCAGAGAAGAAUAUUAAUUGGUUAAAGCCAUUUAGAUUUGGGUGAAAUGCAUGAUCAAUAAGUUCAUUCUUAGCAAUUACAAUUGGUUAAUGAUAGACAACAACUGCAAACCUACUUACAAAUAGAAUCAUAAUGGAUUCAUAACAAAGUAUCGAGAUUCAUAUGAUUAGUUAAAAUAUCAUUAAGAAAUGAUUCUUAAAUACGAGCAAACUAUUUAAUAGAGUCAAAUUGAUAUUGAUGAUUACCAAAGAGAUUUAUUAACAAUUCAAUAACCAUUUUUGGAAACUAAUCUUAGAAAUAAUUUAUAACAAUCAUUAAAGUAGCCACAAAACUAUUCUUUGCCCCAAUAAAAUUAAGCAUUUAUGUACCAAUAACAACAAAAUCUUCCACAAUAAUAGAAACCGUUUUAAAUGCAGACUCAGCAAUAAUAAAAUAUACAAAUUCAUCAAAUCGAUCCAAAUACUGUGCAAGAUGAAUUAUCAGAUGAGUUAUAUUAUGGAUUCAUUUUAUAUAUGCUGAUGUUGCUUUUGGCUUUAUUUUAAUGUUUCGCUCGUCCAGAUUAUUUGGAUGUAUAAAUGUCAAUAUAAUAAGUUAAUCCUAGCAAUGUUGUAUUUGAUAAUCGUAUGUAGGGACUGUUUCGAACCAACCUAUAUCAAAAUAGUAGGUGUUUUGACUAUUCUAAGUGUUAUUAAUGAUAUUGUUUGGAUUAGCAUCUACAAAGUAUAGCUUGAUUAAAUAUUAGAAUUGGUGGAGUGGUACUGAUAAAACUCUACCUACCUGGGGUGAGGCAGGCGAUCCUAUUGUUAGAAUGACACUAGUUUUUUGUGUUUUUAACAUAAUUUUGAAGGUUUAGAUACAUAAUAUUGAUAGACUGCUUUAUGCUAUAUAUUAUUCCAUUAUUACAAGGAGUCUCAAUAGAAUAAAACAAUCGUCUUUAAGUUUUGGCAAUUUUAAUUUCCAGUUGGAGUGCAUAAGCAAAAUUUAUUUACCAUAAACGGGCUUUUAGUGUGAU